AUGACGGGCAAAGCGGGAGACGCGCUCACCCACAGCCUACCCAGCAAACCCAAACCCGACAGCGCGGCCAGUGCGCCUGGGGCCGGGGCCGCCGCUGGGGCCAAGCCCAGCUCCGGGCCCACCCCGCCCAGGUGCACCGGCUUCGGCAUCCAGGAGAUCUUGGGCUUGAACAAGGAGCCGCCCUCUCACCCCCGGGCUGCCCUGGACUCCCUGCCCGCCGGGCACCUGCUGGCGGCCCGCUCUGUGCUCAGCCCCGCCGGGGUAGGUGGCGUGAGCAUGGGGCUCCUGGGGGCGGGCAGCAUCCCCAGCUUCUACACCCAGCCCACCUUCCUGGAGGUGCUGUCCGACCCCCAGAGCGUCCACCUGCAGCCCCUGGCCCGGGCUCCCGGACCGCUGGACACCAGCCAGACGGCCAGCUCAGACUCCGAGGAUGUUUCCUCCAGCGACAGGAAAAUGUCCAAAUCCUCCUUAAACCAGAGCAAGAAACGGAAGAAGAGACGGCACAGGACAAUCUUCACAUCCUACCAACUGGAGGAGCUGGAAAAGGCCUUCAAUGAGGCCCACUAUCCUGAUGUCUAUGCCAGAGAGAUGCUGGCCAUGAAAACAGAACUGCCUGAAGACAGGAUACAGGUUUGGUUCCAGAAUCGUCGGGCCAAGUGGCGGAAGCGGGAGAAGUGCUGGGGCAGGAGCAGCGUGAUGGCAGAAUAUGGGCUGUAUGGCGCAAUGGUACGUCACUCAAUCCCGCUGCCAGAGUCUAUCCUCAAAUCUGCCAAGGAUGGCAUCAUGGAGUCCUGCGCCCCUUGGCUCCUGGGGAUGCACAAAAAGUCUCUGGAGGCAGCAGCUGAGGUGGGAAGGAAGCCGGAGGUGGAACGCCAGGCCCUGCCCAAGCUCGACAAGAGCAACAAGGAAGAGAGGGGCCCGGAUCCCAAAACCACCAUUUCCCAGGAGGAACUGAGAGAGAACAGCAUUGCUGCCCUCAGGGCCAAAGCUCAGGAGCAUAGCACCAAAGUCCUGGGGACCGUCCCUGGGGACCCCCCCACCCCAGCCAGGAAGCCAGAAAAAGAGGAGGAGGCAGCGUCAGAGGAUGAGAGACAAAUGGAGAAAUCAAACUCAUCACAAGAGGAGGAGAAGCAGAUCUAGAGGGAAAGAG
This is a messenger RNA of Malaclemys terrapin pileata, 1150 nucleotides long. It is a transcript of the gene VSX2, whose product is annotated as visual system homeobox 2. Gene Ontology annotation, biological process: regulation of transcription by RNA polymerase II. The coding region runs from base 1 to 1140 and encodes 379 amino acids. NCBI's taxonomy places the organism in Eukaryota, Metazoa, Chordata, Testudines, Emydidae. The record is from RefSeq and is a predicted model, not a curated record. Gene Ontology annotation, cellular component: nucleus. The transcript is spliced from 5 exons. Gene Ontology annotation, molecular function: DNA-binding transcription factor activity, RNA polymerase II-specific; sequence-specific double-stranded DNA binding.